AUCACUCUCACCCUCUCCCAAACUCAUUUGUAACCCUCACGUCACUCCUUCUCCUUCUCCUCCUCUCUUCUCCUCGGCUUCUUUUCUCCAACCAAUCAAGAGCCCUGCAAUUUGUGCGUUUGGUUCAAAGCCCAGAAGCUAUUUCGUACGAGCACUUCACACCAUGCAAAACCGAGAAGCCAUUUCGUACCUGACGCAGAGCCAAGCUGCUGAGAUCGAUGAGAUUCUCAUGGGUCCUCUGGGUUUCAGUGUGGACCAGUUGAUGGAAUUGGCUGGUUUGAGCGUGGCCACUUCAAUAGCAGAGGUCUAUAAACCAAGCGAGUAUAAUCGUGUCCUCACGAUUUGUGGCCCUGGAAACAAUGGCGGUGAUGGUCUUGUGGCUGCUCGUCACCUGCAUCACUUUGGAUAUAAGCCAUUUAUCUGUUAUCCAAAGCGUACUGCUAAGCCUCUUUAUACUGGUCUGGUCACUCAACUGGAAUCACUGUCAGUCCCUUUCAUAUCUGUAGAAGAUCUGCCUUUGGACUUGUCAAAGGACUUUGACAUAGUUGUAGAUGCAAUGUUUGGGUUUUCAUUCCAUGGAGGUGGUUCUGGAGUUCUUUACAGAGGUGCUCCAAGGCCCCCUUUUGAUAAUCUGAUACAAAAGCUUAUUUGUAUCAAUCAAUAUGAUCAGACACGCCAAAAGUCCUGUGUCGUUGUCUCCAUAGAUAUCCCAUCCGGGUGGCAGGUUGAAGGAGAUGGUGGUCCGGAAGGCAUUCAGCCCGACAUGUUGGUUUCUCUGACUGCUCCAAAGUUGUGUGCGAAGAACUUUUGUGGUCCACACCAUUUUCUGGGUGGUCGAUUUGUCCCACCAUCUAUUGCUGAUAAAUUUAAGCUUCGUCUUCCCCCAUAUCCAGGCACUUCUAUGUGUGUACGAAUUGGAAAGCCUCCGCAAGUUGAAAUUUCUGCUCUAAGAGAGAACUAUAUUUCUCCUGAGUUUCUUGAGGAACAGGUGGAGGCUGAUCCCUUUGAUCAGUUCCGCCAAUGGUUUGACGAUGUAGUGGCUGCUGGCUUAAGGGAACCAAACGCGAUGGCCUUAUCAACCGCUUGCAAGGAUGGAAAACCCUCAUCACGAAUGGUAUUGCUGAAAGGAUUUGAUAAGAACGGUUUUGUCUGGUAUACCAAUUAUGAAAGUCGAAAGGCACAGGAAUUGUUUGAAAAUCCUCAUGCAUCUCUUCUUUUCUAUUGGGAUGGUCUGAAUCGUCAGGUGAGAGUGGAAGGAUCUGUGCAGAAAGUUUCUGAGGAGGAAUCUAACCAGUACUUCCAUAGCCGCCCUCGAGGAAGUCAGAUUGGAGCAAUAGUUAGCAAGCAGAGUACUAUAGUUUCUGGAAGGCAUGUUCUCUACAACCAAUAUAAAGAACUAGAGGAAAAAUUCUCAGAUGGAAGUUUAAUUCCUAAACCUAAGAACUGGGGUGGAUACAGACUUAAGCCAGAGAUGUUUGAAUUUUGGCAAGGUCAAAAAUCUCGCUUGCACGACAGGCUGCGAUAUUCUCCUCGGGAGAUCAAUGGACAACGAGUAUGGAAAAUUGAGCGAUUGGCUCCUUGAAUAAGUUCAGCACCUUCAUUUUGAAGUUCAGCCUUCAGGUUAUUAUGUAAUUCUUACUCAUAGUUACUGGUCCUAUUAUUUUAUAUAUUUUUCUCUCUGGCAUGCAUGUGUAAUGUAAUGGUAGGUAAAGUCAUGAUUAUUUAUUUUUGUGAUGGGUUCUGAAAGUACAGUAUAACAAACACUUGAGUAUAUCAAACACAAAACUGUGGUUGGGAGAUGUAGCAGAUUGCAGAUGAUCUGUUGCCACUUCUAUUGCCCAAUCAUCCUUAUUGGUCAAUCUUCUUGCAAUUUUAGUAUAAUACAUUGCCAGAGAAUGGAACAUAGAUACCAACUAUACAAAAACUUGGUGAAUUAGGUACUUGUCAAUGGUGCAGACAUUUUUUGUUUCUAUUAGUA
Messenger RNA from Fragaria vesca subsp. vesca, 1978 nucleotides. RefSeq names its product pyridoxine/pyridoxamine 5'-phosphate oxidase 1, chloroplastic-like. Gene Ontology annotation, biological process: pyridoxine biosynthetic process. The transcript has 15 exons. Bases 164 to 1582 code for a protein of 472 amino acids. The record is from RefSeq and is a predicted model, not a curated record. Gene Ontology annotation, molecular function: pyridoxamine phosphate oxidase activity; FMN binding. Lineage: Eukaryota; Viridiplantae; Streptophyta; Magnoliopsida; Rosales; Rosaceae.